Messenger RNA from Sphaeramia orbicularis (orbiculate cardinalfish), 3273 nucleotides. RefSeq names its product docking protein 6 (gene dok6). NCBI's taxonomy places the organism in Eukaryota, Metazoa, Chordata, Actinopteri, Kurtiformes, Apogonidae. Gene Ontology annotation, cellular component: cytoplasm. The record is from RefSeq and is a predicted model, not a curated record. The transcript is spliced from 8 exons. Bases 215 to 1216 code for a protein of 333 amino acids. Gene Ontology annotation, biological process: cell surface receptor protein tyrosine kinase signaling pathway.
UCCUCCUCUACCGGAUGGAUCGCGCCGCUGAAGCCGGCCAGCCCGUGCGCUGACACCGGAGCAGGUUCCUCUCCGCGCGUCCGUGCGUAACGCUGGAUUGUCGGAGCGAUCGAGACCCAAGUCAAAGCUUCAUCCACCUUUAGAAAAAGAGGUUUUCAUUUCCCUCUCGGACUGGAAGCCACCCGCUUCCAACCCCUCUCCCUCCCUCCUCACCAUGGCUUCCAACUUCAACGACAUAGUCAAACAGGGAUACGUGAGGAUACGGAGUAAGAAACUGGGGAUCUUCCGGAGGUGUUGGCUGGUUUUCAAGAAGGCCUCUAGUAAAGGACCCCGGCGGUUAGAGAAGUACCCAGACGAGAAGGCAGCGUACUUCAGGAGCUUCCAUAAGAUCACUGAGCUCCAUAACAUCAAGAACAUUACCCGGAUGCCGCGGGAGACAAAAAAGCACGCUGUGGCGAUCAUCUUCUGUGAUGACACAUCGAAGACAUUUGCGUGUGAAUCAGAGCUGGAUGCGGAGGAAUGGUGUAAGCUGCUGUGCGUGGAGUGCCUGGGCAGCCGUCUCAACGACAUCAGCCUGGGAGAGCCAGACCUGUUAGCAGCGGGGGUGCAGCGGGAGCAGAACGAACGUUUUAACGUGUACCUAAUGCCUACUCCUAACCUGGAUAUCUACGGGGAGUGCACCAUGCAGAUCACCCAUGAAAACAUCUACCUGUGGGACAUUCACAACGCUCGCCUCAAACUUGUCAUGUGGCCCCUCAGCUCUCUCCGCAGAUACGGCCGAGACUCCACCUGGUUCACUUUUGAGUCUGGAAGGAUGUGUGACACAGGAGAGGGUUUGUUCACGUUCCAGACGCGGGAGGGUGAGAUGAUCUACCAGCGGGUCCACUCGGCCACGCUGGCCAUUGCCCAGCAGCAUGAGAGGAUGAUGGAGGAGAUGGAGAAGAGCUCGCAGAUCCACUCCAGAGAGAUGCUAACCAAGUCCAUCUCCCUGCCACGCAGCGCCUACUGGCAGCACAUCACGCGUCAGAACAGCGUGGGAGAUCUCUACAGUUACCAAGGAACCGGCCUGACAAUGACUUUUAUCCCUCGAGCACAGACAUUCCCCAGCUUUCUGUCUGAUGAGCAUGAACAGGAAAGAGAGAGGCAGCUCCAGGAAGAGGCACCAUCACCCUCUAGUGGCUGUGAGUCAAGUUGCAGCCUGAGACCUCUUCAAUGACAAGAAUUGCUCAACCAAAACUGGACACUUAACCCACUGUUGUAGAGAAGAUGUACAGUAGAAAUAUGUAUAGUGACAUGUGUAAUAUAUAACUUCCCAGUGAUCCUUAAACAAAUAGUGUCAACUGUAGAGUGAAUGGUACAUGAAAAAGUUCCUGAAAAGGAGGAUGUCCUGUUUUUGUAUGUUGUCUGACAGCAGCAGUAGCUUCAACGAUUGCACCAAAAAUUCUUUAAGUGUAGUUUUUAGUAUGCUGUUGAGGUCAGCAUGACUCUUUCUUUUGUUCCUGUACUAGUUUCUAGGUACUAAUGUGCUUAAAUUGACAGUGAAACACUGUUGAGAAAGAUUUCUGUUCAAAAAGUGAUGAAAUCACAUCAGGCUCAUUCCAUCAAUGUGCAACCUCAGCAACCAUCUGAAGAGAAACUCUAGGGUUUUUUUUUUUUUUUUUUGACAAAUAAUCCUCCCACACUUUAGUUUCUCUCAAGAAUGUGAGAUUGAUCAAUGCCUUACACAAAAUUACAUGACUCUGAUGGCAGUGAUAAAUCAGCUAAAGCCUGAAAUCGGUUCCAACCAGCAAAUGGAUAAAGUCACACAGAAAUGCGCUUUAAGAAUAUAAGAGUGGUCUGCUUUGUGUGAAAUGAUAGAGAGAGACCUUUUCACUGCAUCUACUUUCAACUGCCGACCUUACAUUACACUAGCAGAGCAGUUUAGAUUUAAUCAUUUUCUUGCUCUUUGUCAGUCUCAUAUACAGUUUCUGAUAACUGGCAGUUUUUUUUUAGAGGAAUACAAGUAGAGGUUGGCCUUCAAUUUCAAUAGAAUCUGAGACGCACAUAGACAGAGACACAGGUCAAUAAAAUACGAUAACAUUUGAGAUCAUAAAAAUACAGAAUCUGAUCAUAAACCAGCAGAUCUUUUUGUUUUUUAUACAUAUAGCUUAUGUCAUUUCCACUAGAGGGAAGAACCAGUACCAUUAGAGGCCAUUGUCAGUGAAAUAAACUCAGCAGAUAAUUUAUAAUUUCACUGAAACUUUUUCUUAAGCAUAAAUAAAGCGUCAGAUACACAGUUGCUGUGAUGAUGUUGUCCUCUGCAUCGUCCUCCUUGAGUAAGAAGUGCCUUCCGACACAGACCGCAGAGUGUGAGAUCUAACCAAACCGACGUCUUUGAGUUUACUGUUGUGGACAGAAGAAGUAGCUCUGUAUCUUCAAAACAUUAUGUUCCUCUUAAAAUACAAUAGACCCAGCUGUGAAAUGUGGAAUCACACAUUAAAUAUUUGGCAACUGUUUGUUUCAUGUUGGUGGGUGUCAGUAGGUUUUUAUUUAUCUGUUGUUUCUGUGGUAAAGGUACUUAUAUUUCUCAUCUGUUGCAUAAGUAUGUCGAAGAAAGGCAUGAUCAUUUCGAGAGAAAUAACGACAAUCAGUUUGAGGCAGCAAUGUAGUCCUUCAUUAAUUUAGUCUGUUUUUCUUUGUUGUUUUUAUGUUUUGUCUUCAGUUAAAGGACAAGCACAUGCCUGUUGAAAUUGAGAUACAAGUAUAAGUUCUUAUUUUGUGUCAAACUUUGCCACUUUAUGUUGAAAAUGUAUUUAACUGAACCCAAACCACGGUGUACCAUCUACAAAUAGUCUGCAUUUCUGACACUUUGUUGCAAGUAUUGUGUAAAAAGAACAGUCCUCUGCCACAUUUCUACCCUCGUUGUUUCGAGUCUUUGCUCAAGUGUGGUACAUAAAUGUGUGUAUAAUAGUCCCACUACAUCUGAAGCAUUAAAGCCGUACUAAAAUGAAAUGAGCGGAGGAAGUUUUAGUUGGCUGUGCUACAGCUUUAGUUGUUUUUUAAUAGUCAUUUACAGUAUACCUUGUUUGUAGGUAUGUUGUGUCAUCAUGUUUUCUGUUAUUGUUCCUAGCCGAUUGUGCUCGUGUCCACUAUGUUUUAUGUUUUAUUAUGGUCAGAGUAUAUGUUAAUAGCACUUUCAAUACCACUGAGUGUAGGACUACAGUUUUCACUAAAUGUACAUAUGUAAUGUUUUUGAUGAUAAAAAAAAAGGAAAUAAAUGAAUGUUAUAUCAUA